AUGCCCAAGUCUCUCAGAACAACUGUUUUUAAAGACCCUGAGCUGUCAAAAUAUUUCAGUCAUGAAAAUCCAACGACUGUAUUUACUGACUUUCGCCAAAUUGGUUGCGGCAGCUUUGGAGCAGUUUACUAUGCUCGGAAUCGUACAACAAGUGAAGUCGUAGCUAUCAAAGAACUAAAGGUUGACACUAAACGUAAAAAGUCAGAAGAAGAGUGGAAUGACAUCGUUAGAGAGAUAAAAUUUCUUUCCCACCUUGCACACAAAAACUGUGUAUUGCCUAAAGGAUGCUUCAUGAAAGAGCAAACUCCAUGGUUAGUCAUGGAAUACUGCAUUGGCUCAGUCGCAGAUGUUUUGGAAGUACACAAAAAACCACUUCGAGAAGAUGAAAUCGCCUGUAUCGUUCAGGAAGUACUAACUGGUCUUGACUACUUGCAUUCUGAGAAAAGAAUUCAUCGAGACAUCAAAGCAGCUAAUAUUCUACUUACAGACUCUGGCGGCGUAAAGAUUGGUGAUUUCGGAUCAGCUAGUUUUGUGAGUCCGGCCAAUAGUUUCGUGGGAACACCAUUUUGGAUUGCUCCUGAAGUCAUUUUAGCUAUGGAACAAGGCAUAUAUGACGUACGAGUGGACGUUUGGUCUUUAGGAAUUACUUGUAUUGAAAUGGCUGAGUUGGAACCUCCUUACUUCAGCGCUACCAACCCAAUGGCUGCACUAUAUCAAAUUGCUUCAAACGAUGCCCCACGACUGGUGGGAGGUAAUUGGUCCGAUGAAUUUCGGGAUUUUGUACGCUUCGUUCUCCAAAAAGAUAUGAAUGAAAGACCGUUUUGUUCUCAAGCCAUGACACACCCCUUCUUGGCUAGUGUGUUUCGUUUCUCCCAUAUUCUUCCAGAGUUAAUUCAGCGAACCAAAGCAGCUGUAGCUGCCCAAGAAAAUCAAAUUAGUCAAAAAUGGAAAAAAAUUCUCUAUGAAAGUGAUUUAAAUCACUCUCCAUCCUCGGUCGUACCUAACAACAGUGAGGAGAGCCCAACGUCGAGGAAAACUGGGUUUGUAUAUGAUGAUUCUAAUGCAGACCUAGAGGCUUCUGCAAGAAAUUCCUACAAAGCAAAUCUCGUCUCUGGAAUAUUAAGGCAGUCUCACGAAGGAUCAAACAUUGGUGGAUCUGAGCGCAGUUUGCGAAGGCACGAUUUACGGAAGGCAUCUCUUCAAACUCAGCAGCGUGAUUCUAACAAAUGUAUUGAUGAGGAAACCAGUCAUGACAGUAGUUCGAUAAACGAUGAUGUCGAAUAUCUUGUAGGUGAUAGUUGUUCGAACAGCGUGGGUAGCGCUAGCAGUGAUCUGUCUGAUAGCUGCAAUAGUCCUGGUCAGAGACAUGUGUAUAUACCCCCCAAACACUCUGUAUCUGGAAUUUCAAAUGAAAACUCACCGUCUCGUACAUUCGAUCCGGAUAGUGGACAUGGUGGUUCAUUCGAUUUUAAUGGAACACAACCUUCACCUUUGCCUAAUCGAUCGAGCUCACACAGACUAAGCGAAGGGGAUUCUAGUAUAACUCAACAUCCUCAAAAUCCGCGUCUUGUCCAAAUCAACAGUCAUUUAUACGCUAAUAUGGAGUCCAGUACCGACAAUCAUGUGUAUCAUUCAAUCUUAGUUGAUUCUAACAGUCAAUUGGGGCACCGCGGCACAAUCUCCGAAACUGUGGUUUCUUCUGUUACCCCGACAAAGACAGAUUUAAUUAAAGGAGAAACUGAAAGCUUCAGUCGCUUCUCAACUACUUCUCAUAAUGAUUCGGGUAUGAUCACUGAAACCUCCCGUAUAGCUUCUGUUGAAAUAAACUCUCCAGCGGACACGUCAACUUCUGUUGGUCAUUUUGCAACACUAAAAACUACCCAGAUGAUGAGAGGUCUGUCUUUAGAACCAGAUGCUUCAAAUUCAGCUGCUGCUGUUGCUCUUGGCUUCACGCAACAGGGUUAUGGGAGAGGGAUGGCUAACUGGCGUGAUCAAAUGAAUGAACUUAAACGACUUCGAAAUCAACAUAAUAAACACCUAAAACAAGUUGAGGAUAAAAAUAAGGUUGAGGAGGAAUCACUCAAAUCACGACUGAAUCGUGACUAUGAAGCAACAAAGUUAGCAAUGAGAAAAGAGUUCAUGAGAUUAGAAGAAAUCCAUGCCGCUGAAAUAGAAAAAGAGCGCAAAAGAGCGAUGUCAGUUGAAUCAAAAUUAGCACGUCAACUUGAAACUGAAACGAAAAGUGAACUAAAGUCGGCCAAAAAAUCUCCAUUUGGAUCUUUUAGUUCACAUGACUCUGAUUCCAGCGGACAUUCCAACCCAUUAGAGGCUAUUCGGAAGCGACGGCAUGAUGUGUCGACAUUGGAAACGCGUAAGACAAAGCGUCUUCUCCUCACACAAUUACAGGAUAUCGAGAUGGAACAAUUACGACAAUAUAUACGCCUACAACAGAAGGCAGCUGAAGAGAUUACUUCGUUGUUACUCAGACAGCACACAGAACUCGAAAAUUUAGAAAUUAACCAGUUAAAACGGAUUCAAGACCUACGCAUUAAUCAGCUUCAAAGUCAACAUGAAGCCGAAAUGGAAAAUUUGCAUCAAUAUUUUAAGCGCAUUGAGGUUGGAUUACAAAAGAGACAUUGUGAAGAAACAAAGAAUCUACCAAAAUAUCUGAAGCAAAAAGAAUUACAAAUUCGUAAACAGUUUCGUGAUGCUGCUCGGAUUCAGAAAAAGCAAUUCAAACUUUUACGUGAAGACCGUUUAAAGGCUGCACGUCGAACUUCAGAGUUAGGAUCCUCUCCUUUUUCAGGAGCGUCAGAAUCCUGCCCUUCGUCUGGAUUAAUGUCAUCAAAUCCUAAUAAUUGUUCAGAUUCCGUUGAUCUUCAAGGUCAAUUUGUUAUACAUCUACAAGAUGAACGCCAGAUUUUGGAAAAUCUUAAAUUGGAGGAGAAACGUAAACAGGCUGAUUUAGAGGCACAGUACAAUAAAAGUAUUAGUGAACUACAUGAGCGUCAAAAUGAUAAAGUUGAAACAACACAUGCUCGCGAGAAUAAAGAAUUUAAAGAAAGUCGUUUAGAAGGAGUCAAAAUUCUUUCUAAUUUUCAAGAGAAACAACGGCGUGAUAUGCUCAAACAGCAUCAACGCCAAAGAGAGGAUUUAGAGAAUAGAAUUCGUGCCCGGAAAGAAUCACUGGAAGCUGCGAUGAAAAAAAAUGCUGAGUCAACCAAGGAGGAGUCUCGAAGAAAGACAAGGCGUCUGAUGGAACGCCACGCCGAAGCUCUGCGCGCCUUCGACAUCGAAACUGCCAACCUCGGAAUCGACAAUGCUGCUGUUAUUGGUGCAUCUGCGAGGAUUUCUGGAUCAUCAGGAGUCUCCGGCGGAUCUUCGAGUAGCAUCGUGGCUUCGGCACCUGUAUAUUAA
Schistosoma margrebowiei is the source of this 3417-nucleotide messenger RNA. The record is from the annotation of a GenBank genome assembly. Lineage: Eukaryota; Metazoa; Platyhelminthes; Trematoda; Strigeidida; Schistosomatidae.